AUGGCGAUGGCUCUCUCAGUCAGACGAUUAAAUCUCCUCUCACCUAUAUUCAGAAACACUGUCAACCUCUUCUCCUCUCACUGCGACAUCGCCGACCUUCAAAACGACGUCGUCUCGAUGGACGAAAGCGACGAAACACCAUCGCCUACCCCGCCCCCCGCCGCCGUCGAACUCUCUCCUGAAGAAACCCUCGCCGCCAACAAGUUCUACUCACUAAUUAAGGACCACCAGCGCAAGAACCCCAAUCUCCUCUUAAACCCCCAAACCCCCAUAAACCCUAGCGUCGCCUUCGCCUCACUCUCCUACGAAUUCUCCAACAUCUCCGCCCCGUCCCCCGCCGUCAUUCUCCGCGUGAUCGAUAAGUGCGCCGCUCCCCGCCACGGCAUUCCCUUUCCCCAAACCCUCGCGUUCUUCAACUGGGCCACGCUGAGGCUACAAGAUUCCUCUCUCCCCACAGAAAUAUUCAACGAAAUGAUCGAUCUUUCCGGGAAGGUGCACCAGUUUGACGUCGCCUGGCACCUGAUCGACUCAAUGAGAUCCCAAAACCUCGGACUAUCCCUCCACACAUUCUCGAUCCUCAUCCGUCGUUACAUCCGAGCAGGGCUACCCGCCGAGGCCGUCCACACGUUCAACCGGAAGCAAGAUUAUGGAUGUGAACCCGACAGGAAAGCUUUCUCUUUUGUGAUCGGCAUGCUCUCCCGAAGAAGAUGUGCCCCUGAGGCCCAAGCCUUCUUCGACUCCCUAAAACACAAAUUCGAGCUCGAUGUCGUGGUCUACACGAGCCUGAUCCACGCGUGGUGCCGUGCGGGUAAUAUUGACGAGGCCGAGAGGGUAUUUAGGGAAAUGAAAAAAACAGGGAUUGAGCCGACAGUCUACACUUACACGGCCGUGAUUGAUGCUCUCUGCAGGUGUGGGCAGAUCACACGCGCACACGAUGUGUUUGCUGAAAUGCUAGAUGUGGGCUGUCCUCCAAAUGCGGCUACUUUUAAUAAUUUGAUGCGAGUCCACGUAAAAGCCGGGAGGACUGAGAAGGUGCUCCAAGUGUACAACCAGAUGAGGAAACUCUCGUGCGAGCCAGAUGUCAUAACAUAUAAUUUCUUGAUAGAUGCUCACUGUAGGGAUGGGAACCGAGAUCAAGCAGUCAAGGUGCUUAAUGUCAUGAUCACGAAAGGGUGUGACCCGAACGAGUCGAGUUUUAACCCGAUAUUCAGGUGUGUGGCCAAAGAUCAGGAUGUGAAUGCAGCCCAUCGAUUGUUUUCCCGGAUGAAGGAUGUGGGGUGCAAGGCGAAUACUGUUACGUAUAAUAUAUUGAUGCAAAUGUUUUCUUUGUCGAGGUCGACUGAUAUGGUUAUCAAGCUUUGGAAGAAGAUGGUGGAGAGUGAGGUGGAGCCUAAUGUGAAUAGCUACAAGAUUAUUAUCACAAUGUAUUGUCUGAUGGGUCACUGGAAUAAUGCUUACAAGUAUUUUAAGGAGAUGGUGGAGGAGAAGUGUUUGAGGCCGAGCCCGAAGGUUUAUGAGAUGGUUAUGGAGCAGUUGAAAAAGGCAGGGCAGCUGAAGAUGCAAGAGGAGUUGAUGGGGAAAAUGGCGGAGAGGGAGUUUAUAGCUCGGCGUUUGUAG
This is a messenger RNA of Striga hermonthica, 1617 nucleotides long. The record is from the annotation of a GenBank genome assembly. NCBI's taxonomy places the organism in Eukaryota, Viridiplantae, Streptophyta, Magnoliopsida, Lamiales, Orobanchaceae.